UCAGACAGACUUCAAGCGUCCGACGUCCGAGGUUUAUCGAAGUUGGUCCCCUCCAAUCCAAGGGGUUUAGACCGUUUCGGUGGUUCAGUGAGUCAAUAGCUGCAUCGUUUGCGAAGUGGUCGGGUGAAGGCGGAGCCGAAGUGUUCGUUGGAAUUCCUGAUUGGAUUCAACUUGCGCAUUACCAAUCUCCGUAGUCUAACAACCGCCAAGAACACCGGAGACCCUGAGGGAAGGUGUCCAGCCUGGGAUUCACCCUCUCAGAUUCAUUUCGAAGUCAAUAAUGCAACGGCUAUCGUCAAGAAUUUCGCGGAGCGUAGCCUAUGCGGCGAAAACUGUGUUCUGCACUGAAUUGCCUGUAUCCUCUUCUCCGAAAUGCUUCUUCUCUGCAGUUUCCGUUGGAGCAAGUGCCCAGAAAUUGCCAAAGCUGGAUAUUCCUGGGGAUUUCCUGAAAUGGGCUUCGCUUGGCUUUUGCAGGACAUCGAGAUUCGCCUCAGGGUUCACCCCUUUGCAACCCAAGCCAUUGGAUUCUAUUGUGGAUUUUGAGAGAGUAAAGGAUCGACCGCCUGAGGAGAUUGCUUCUAUUUGGGACGAUUAUCACCUGGGAAGAGGUCAUAUUGGAGCAUCCAUGAAAGCAAAACUUUACCACUUACUGGAGCAAAGAGCAGAGAGUUGCCGAUAUUUUGUCCUUCCCUUAUGGCGAGGAAGUGGUUAUAUGACGAUGUUUGCUCAAGUGCAAAUGCCACACAUGAUUUUCACUGGUCUUGAAGAUUAUAAGGCCAGGGGAACUCAGGCAGCUCCCUACCUGACUGUGUCCUUUUACAAAGAAUUUGCAGAGAGCAAGGAUCUGGUACUUAUCCGUGGGGAUGUUGUAUUUACUAGCAAGCUCAGUGACUCAGAGGCAAAAUGGCUUAUAGAAACGGCUCAAUCAUUUUAUUUGAACGAUGUGAGGUACGAAUUGGUUGAAAGGUUCAACAAAGAAACACGAGAUUUUGAGUUCAAGGAUGUGUUGCAAGCAUUGGAUAUGCCGAUGUUAUGAUUCCUCACUUGAUCAGCAUGCGGAGAAACUGAGGAAUCUUUUUCAUUAGGGUGGAAAUGACAUUUGGCGUUCUAUUUUUUUUUUUUCCGACUUCAUAUUCAUUGUUGUUGCUGCCUCCCCCCCUUCCUUAGAUUGAAUGAUUAAUAAUGGUUGAAAAUUAUUUUAUUCACUUUAAAUGGAUUUUUUUGUUGUUGCA
Molecule: messenger RNA, 1232 nt
Organism: Neltuma alba
Lineage: Eukaryota; Viridiplantae; Streptophyta; Magnoliopsida; Fabales; Fabaceae
Product: ATP synthase mitochondrial F1 complex assembly factor 1
Exons: 4
Coding region: 281-1036 (251 amino acids)
Biological process (GO): mitochondrial proton-transporting ATP synthase complex assembly
Cellular component (GO): mitochondrion
Source: RefSeq, a predicted model, not a curated record